This is a messenger RNA of Ostertagia ostertagi, 471 nucleotides long. NCBI's taxonomy places the organism in Eukaryota, Metazoa, Nematoda, Chromadorea, Rhabditida, Trichostrongylidae. The record is from the annotation of a GenBank genome assembly.
UCAGAGGUGGAUGAUGAAGGAAGACCACCAGCAAAGGUGAGUUUUGAGCUCGAAAUCAGCGAGAGGACACUCGUUGAUCAAGACAGUGACAGCCAAACUGAGGGCUCUCGCAAAGGCGAAAUGGAUGUAGAAGAACAAGAUGAAUCGGUUGCCACAAUAAAACGUUCUGAAGCCGAAACAGAAGCACAAGCAGAUCUCGAUGAAGUUGCAGCGACAUCAGAAGAUGACUCUUUCGUCAAGAUACCAUUGUUCGGACGACCAUCUGAUGCUGAGUUGGGGCAAGAAGGAGAGUUGGACCUCCAUCUGACUGAAUUUAUGACGUCGUGCAAAGCGCCGCCACCGCUGGAGGCAGUCCCUACUGAUUGGGAUACAUUGAGCGACAUAAAGAGCUUAUUGGACGGCUUUUCUCAAAAGCAAGGCGUGUUCGAUAAGUUCGUUGCUGAAGUCCGAGAACACGGAGACAAUAGUGAA